UGGAGCUGCGGGACCGGGAGAGGAGCUGCUGCGGAGCGGAGAGUCCAACAACACCGAGCCCUGAGCGCCGAGCGCCGCUACAGCGCUGAAGCAGCCUCGGUCUGAGCGCGGAGCCGGUGCGGGAGCAGCGCGGAGCCGCGGCCGGGCUGCAGGAGAGCGGGGCGGGCUGCUGCUGGGAAGAUGUCCUGCAGUUUACUGACAGACUUGAGGGUCCCGUAAUUCAAUCAGGUGCUGGGCUUUACCCUGAGAUGAGGCAUUGUAUGGGCUGAGAUCAAAUGCACUAUGGAGACAUUAACAUCACACCGGUCACUCGGCAGUCCUCCCCAAAGAAGUGUGGCGUGACUCUUCAGACCAGACGUUUCAGUGCAUUACAGUCGCGGGCCAUCACUGUGGAGUAACAGCAGUGGACGUAUCACAGAGUGUGUGUGUGUGUGUGUGUGGGAGAGUGUGUGUGGUGGGCAGAGAUUCGGAGGCUGGCAGAAGCACACACUCAUGCCCCGGGCAGCUGAAGGCUUGGCGAUGGCCGGCAGGCUGCGGGGCCUCAGGAAGGUGCCUCCGUGGGGGAGAACCUGCUGGGCCACGGUGCUGAUCCUGCUGGGACUGGGCUCCAUAAACUCAGCUAACGCGAACGUGUUGGACACCAUGCUGUUGAGGAAUUCUGGGAAGGUGACGAUGGACAGUCGGAAGGAGGACAGUGGGAGCUCAGUGCUUGUGGUGCCGGAGAGGAUGUUGUGGUGCCAUUGCUACCAUCACUGUCCAGAGGAUUCCACUAAUAACACCUGCAGGACGGACGGCUACUGCUUUACCAUGGUGGAGGAGGAAGAUGGAGGCCCUCCCAUGCUCACCUCCGGCUGUCUGGGGCUGGUGGGCUCAGAGUUCCAGUGCAGGGACACAGGGAACUCUCGUCUGAGGAGGGUACUAGAGUGCUGCACAGAUCAGGACUACUGCAACAGAGACCUCCACCCAACCCUGCCUCCACUCAACACCCCUAAGUAUGUGGACAGCAGCAUCCACCACAUGGCCCUGUUCAUCUCAGUGUCAGUGUGCAGCAUCGUCCUCCUCCUCCUCAUCAUCUUCUGCUACUUCAGGUAUAAGCGUCAGGAGCUGCGGCCCCGCUACAGUAUGGGUCUGGAACAGGAUGAGACGUACAUCCCGCCCGGAGAGUCUCUGAAGGACCUGAUAGAGCAGUCUCAGAGCUCCGGCAGCGGAUCAGGACUCCCCCUACUGGUGCAGCGCACCAUAGCUAAGCAGAUCCAGAUGGUGAAGCAGAUCGGGAAGGGCCGCUACGGGGAGGUGUGGAUGGGCCGCUGGAGGGGCGAGAGGGUGGCCGUCAAGGUCUUCUUCACCACGGAGGAGGCCAGCUGGUUCCGAGAGACCGAGAUCUACCAGACUGUUCUCAUGAGGCACGAGAACAUACUGGGCUUCAUCGCGGCCGAUAUUAAGGGCACGGGUUCGUGGACGCAGCUCUACCUGAUCACAGACUACCACGAGAGCGGCUCGCUCUAUGACUACCUCAAGUCCACCACACUGGACACGCGGGCGCUGCUGCGGCUGGCCUACUCCGCCGUCUCGGGCCUCUGCCACCUGCACACCGAGAUCUUCGGCACUCAGGGCAAACCGGCCAUCGCCCACCGCGACCUGAAGAGCAAGAACAUCCUGGUGAAGAAGAACGGCACGUGCUGCAUCGCUGACCUCGGCCUCGCCGUCAAAUUCAUCAGCGACACCAACGAGGUGGACAUCCCUCCCAACACGCGGGUGGGCACCAAGCGCUACAUGCCCCCGGAGGUGCUGGACGAGACCCUGAACCGCAGCCACUUCCAGUCCUACAUCAUGGCCGACAUGUACAGCUUCGGGCUGAUCCUGUGGGAGAUCGCGAGGAGAUGUGUGUCAGGAGGGAUCGUGGAGGAGUAUCAGCUGCCUUACCAUGACCUGGUGCCCACAGACCCAUCCUACGAGGACAUGCGGGAGGUGGUGUGUAUAAAGAGACAGAGGCCGUCCUUCGCCAACCGCUGGACCAGCGAUGAGUGUCUAAGGCAGAUGGGCAAGCUGAUGACUGAAUGCUGGGCACACAACCCGGCCUCACGCCUCACUGCCCUGAGGGUGAAGAAGACUCUGGCCAAGAUGUCCGAGUCACAGGACAUUAAGCUGUGAGGGAGGCCCACGGCAGCUCCGAGCGAGAGACACAGAGAGAGAAAGAGAGAGAGAGAGAGGCAGCUCCAGCCCGGGCUCUGACGCCCGGCUCCUGUAGAGCCCGCUGUCCUGCUAAAGGGACUCCUCGGACUCGAGCGUGCAAGGCCCGGGCACCCGUCCGUCCUGCUUUCUGUGAAAGCUCCCCGGCCAGCAGAGGAGGAGCAGCACAGCGGAGGAGAGAGUGCGCCCCCUGCUGGCGCUGGCGUGACCCUCCUCACGCAGGCUACAGUGAAGGACACGCAGCGUGAGGAGGGGACACCAGCCAUUCACACCUAAAGCCAUUUAUUUGAUGUCAGAACUUCCUGUUGCCUCGUGUUCCGCUCUUGUCGGAUUUGUAUUUAAACGACUGAAUGAAUUUUUAUUUCCUUUUAUUUUAAUGCUGUUCUGCCUUAUUCCCAAACACAGACUCCACAUACUCCACAGAAUCAGUGUUCUGAUUACAGAAGGAUGUUUCUGGAAUUAUUUUUUACUAAUAUCUGAGUGUUAAGUCAUGCUGUACGAUAUUUUGGUAACACUUUAUUUAAAGGGGCUUCAAAACACUUUAAAACAUAUACAUAUACAAAUUUAAAAAUAAGAGAUUUUACUUGAUUUUACCAAAUUAAAAACCUCUAGAAUAUAAUCAAGAGGAAGAUGGAUGAUCACAAGCCAUCAAACCAAGCUGAACUGCUUGAAUAAAGUUAUCCAAAAGCAGUGUGUAAGACUGGUGGAGGAGGAGAACAUGAUGCCGAGAUGCAUGAAAAAAAAAUGUGAUUAAAAACCACCAGGGUUAUUCCACCAAAUAUUGAUUUCUGAACUCUUAAAACUUUAUGAAUAUUGACAUGAAGAAUUUGAAUGCCUUUAAUCUACAGUGAUGACCUUUUCUAGUUUAUAACUUAGUAACUUUCUUUAGCAAAUAGCAAAUGCAUUAUUCAGGGCUUGUGUUAUGAAUGUGUUAUGAAGCCCCUAUGUAGAUAACCUUCAAGAAAAGGAAUAAAGUGUUACCAAAAUGUCCUUUUUUUACAGUGCCGUCCCUUGUACACACUGAUGUGUAAAGCAUUUAGUGCCUCUACAUGCACAAAGUACCGAUUGGUCUUAUAUAAUAUUCUAAUAUUAUAAUUUUCUGAGACACUUCUGAGAUUUUUGGGUUUUCAUUGGCUGUAAAUUAUAAUCAUCAACAAUAAAAGUGCUUAAAUAAAUGCUAAAAAAUAGAUAAUUCUGUGUGUAAUACAUCUAUAUAAUAUACUGUAUAUGAGUUUCACAUUUUGAACUGAAUUACUAAAAUAAAGUAACUUUUUAAUGAUAUUCUAAUUUGUUAUUCUGUAAGAUUAUUGGCUGGUUGCAGAAAACUCAGAUUUUUUGCCAAGUUUAUCAGAUUUCUGAUAAACUAAUGAUGUCAUUCCUCAUUAAUCAGAUGAUAAAGUGCAUGUGGAGGCACUCCUUCAGUGUAACGCUGAUAAUUGCUGUUAAUAAUGUUCUAAUAAUGAAGGUAAUGUUGGGAAGACAGACACAGAGCUACUGUAGGCGUUUCGUUCAUUUCAGGCCGUUGCUGUUUGCCUUGUACAUAAUCAUAACCCAAAAUAUGAAUGUAAAUAGUGAUACUGAAAUGUAAUUAUAUGGAUUGAAUAAGUAUUUUUCCUGCUUUUCCCCGUUUCCAGUCGUUAUUUUCUUGUUUUAUUUUGUUGUUUUUUGUUUUGCUCGUGCCUUAUUUAACAUGUAUAUGUGAGUAAGUUUAAUAAGUGAGGUCACCAUAACUCUUGUAUGUACAGUAAAUGGUAAAUGCAGUGACUGAAUGAAUGAUGAUCUCCUAAGGUUGUAUGUAUCAGGUUAACAUUCCCCCCUUAUAAAAUAAAAAAAAAUAAAUAAAUAAAAUUUAAAAAG
Astyanax mexicanus (Mexican tetra) is the source of this 4047-nucleotide messenger RNA. RefSeq names its product bone morphogenetic protein receptor, type IBb (gene bmpr1bb). Gene Ontology annotation, molecular function: transforming growth factor beta receptor activity, type I; ATP binding; SMAD binding. Bases 493 to 2151 code for a protein of 552 amino acids. The transcript is spliced from 14 exons. Gene Ontology annotation, cellular component: signaling receptor complex; plasma membrane. Gene Ontology annotation, biological process: BMP signaling pathway; protein phosphorylation; cellular response to growth factor stimulus. The record is from RefSeq and is a predicted model, not a curated record. Lineage: Eukaryota; Metazoa; Chordata; Actinopteri; Characiformes; Acestrorhamphidae.